Messenger RNA from Linum trigynum, 5833 nucleotides. The record is from the annotation of a GenBank genome assembly. NCBI's taxonomy places the organism in Eukaryota, Viridiplantae, Streptophyta, Magnoliopsida, Malpighiales, Linaceae.
CUACCCUCAGCCGAACCAAUCAAUACAAUAUGCUCUAGACCAUCAACAAUUCAACACCUUAUAACCUACCCAUAUACCAUAUACUCUAAACCAUCAACAACCUAAUACACUAACCAGUCAGUAAACAUUAACUUAACCAUAAACACCUUAUACAAUAAUCGCAUACCUAUACGCUGAUAAAAUUUUACAUUUUGAAAAUACUUGCCCAAGUAAAGUACACAGGUACUUCAAAAGUGAAAUUCUAACUUUCGUUUCAAAACAUAAAUUUAAAAAAUGUCCUCACUAAGUAUCCAACCACAAGCCUCUAAUCAGUCUACAAGAGGUUUGUUAUGUCAAGAGGGGCAAACAGUGAGAGAGUGGAAUAGGGGCAAUUAAUAAAGAGUUAAAUUGGGCGGAUUGUUUUUUACCUCGUAUCGAUAAAUGUCUAAAGAGACACGCUACCAUUUACCGAAUCCCAAAAAAAAAGAUGGAACACAUAAUUGUGUUUAAAUUGCGUGAACGCAAGACAUGAUCAGGAUUUAGAAGCAGAAGCAGAUGUAAAUAAAAGCCCAACCUCUUCACAAUCCGGAUCAUAUACACAAGCCCACUUUUGAAGGGAAUUUAAAAGCCCAACUAGACUUUGUCCUAAACGCACCGUUAAUACAUAAACACAAGUUAAGGCAACCUCUCCAUCCGAUUCGAAUCAAAUUCUGUCUUCUUCAUCUUCUUCCUCAAUUAGGUCGAAGACUGUGUUGCUUAUUUCAUCUUCAAUUUGUUGUAAGGAGUUCCAAUAACGCUAACACAUGAUGACAAAGCACUGGCGACAUGAACCCUAGGGUUAGCAAAAUGAAAAGUUCGAUGAACACAAUAAUAGACAUGGUCGCCGUAAUCGUGUUAGAAAGAUAUAGGUGUGUAAAUUCCGGUCGGAAAUAAAAUGGCGAAGAACAAAACGUCGAUUGUGGAUACAAGGAAACGAUGAUUAUGUGGGGAUUUUAGAUUCCGGUCGGAAAUAAAAUGGCGAAGAACAAAACGUCGAUUGUGGAUACAAGGAUUUGUGGUUCAAAACGAUGAUUAUGUGGGGAUUUUAUAUUGAAAUGGGAUCUUCUCUUCAAACGUGGAUACAUAGAUUUGGGGUUCAAAACAUGAUGAUGUUGGGGAUUUGUUAUUGGAUAGGGAGCUAAAUCGAAUGUGGAUCAAAUAAUAAAAGGAUUUCAGAUUUCAGAAACGAUGAUAAAAGGAUUAUGUUCGAACUUCGAUCUAAGAGGGGACGUCCCCUCCAAGACGAAUGAGGGACUGGAAAUUGGUUAGGGCGGCGGGUCGUAUCCAUAGGGUUUAACAUCUUAAUCGAUAUAAUUAAACCGGGUACAGUUAGGUUGAAGUCCAAUAAAAAAAGGUUAAACGCUUCGUGAUGUUUUUGGUAAUUUUCCUUGCCCUCGGUUACCCGUACCCCGGAUUUUGCCCAGAGCAUAUAUGGGUUUGGGUUAAUUAUUAUAAUUUUUUACCAAAUUAACAUUUACCUAAUUUUAAUUUAGCACCUAAUCCCAUUCAGAAUGGGAUUGGGGAAAACCCUUUUCAGUACCGAACUAAACUGAAAAUGGCGCUACAAUUCCACUCCCCAUCUUCUUCUCUCUUGGACCAACCUUAUAGUCAUCUUCCCCAAACGCACUUCCACAUCUCCCCGGCGAAGCUCAACUUCUCGAUCAGAUCGCAGAAUCCCUCCUCGACCGAAGCAGAACCCGGUAACGACCCUUCUCCGACGAAGAACUCCUCCGCCACUGCCGUCACCCCUAGGCUAGGUUUCGGGUCGCCGUCUCCUCCGGCUUCUAGUGGUGCGAGCAGUAAGAAGAAGACAAAGGGGAAAAGAGAGAGAGCGGCUAUAAUCAGGCGAUCGUCGGUCGAGAAGCCGGAGUUCAUCGGCGGUAUGAAGCUAAAGCGAAAGUGCAGGGGACCAACGAGAGUGCUUUUGUGCUCACCUGGUUAGGGCUCGGCGGAGUCAUUCUUGUUCAGGGCGUUUUGCUGGCUGUAUCAGGUAAAAGGGCUAGACUGUUCCAUUUCUUCUUCUCCCAAGUUCGAAUUUCACUUCGUGGAUGUUUUUAGAUGUGUCAAUUUGGUCCCAGAUUUGAAUGUAGCUAGUUUCGGUUGACAGGGUUCCUGCCAGAAGAAUGGGAUAGGUUCUUUGUGAAGUAUCUGUAUCCAACUUUCACACCAACAGUUGGGUUCUUUGUUGCUGCGACUGUUGCAUAUGGAGUCCUGAAGUAUCUGCAGAAUGAGAAUCUGAAGGACGAAAAGUGAUAAUAGGCAGAGAAAUGCCAGGCCAGGCUGGCCUAUGGUUCCACAGUUUGUGAGAAGCAAUUCUCGUUGACAAGGAUUAAUCCCUGGAAUUUUCAUAGUUAGAUUGUUUUUUCUCGUAGCUGUAAUUAAUUGGGUAAUGGUGUACAAGCGAGGAAAUUCGGAACAAGGCUUCUCGGCGGGGCAAUUAGGCAUAUCAAGGGAGGAGCAGACACCUGACUGUAUGUGAUGUGUAGGUUGUAGUUUUGGGGUAGGUGUAUGAUCAUAGAACCUUGAAAGAAUCCUAUUGCGUGUGUUGGCAGUGGAUCUUGAUGUCCUUGCAAUGGUGCCAGUGUUUAUGCAUUUCGAUCAUUGCUUUCGGACGUGUGAAGCUGCAAGAAUGUUAAGCUGGAAUCUGAUCAUUGUCUUUUUUCCAAGUGCCACUGUAUAUAGUUCUUCCUACCAAUAACACCUGAAAUUUUCUAUUUAGUUCCAAAGGGUACUUUGUCAUUGGCAUAUGCUAGGUGAGCUUGUGUAGGAUAUUUGAGAAGCAAAAGGGUCGUCGACGAGUCAUUUGUGCCUUUCACACGUGUAAGGAUGUUCUUCUGAUGAUCAUGUUUAAGAUUCAGCAUGCAGUUUGUAGAAGUUAGGAUAUUGAAAGCUUAAGCCUGGUUUUGUUGAACAGAUACCGUAAUGGGAAUAUAGACAUUGCUAGCUGUUGAAGUCUUGAAGAUUGAAUGUGGUGGCAACAUUAUUAUCUCACCAGCAAAACCUAGGUAUAUGAUUAGUUGAGUGGCACUUUUUUCAAGUGGAUCCAUCUGACUUUGAGACAACUUAUUGUACUGCCACUCUUUAUACUUCCCUUGUCUUCUUUGAUUGGGAACAUGGAGCAGAUAUGCCAUAUCUGCAGUAGAUAUGAUUCUUCAAGUUUCAAGGAAUUUAUUUUUGUUGACUGUAGUUGCAGUGAUUGUACCUGAAACACUAACAGGUAUGAUAUAUGUCCACUAAGUAGAAGCUGUAAAUGAAAGGCAAAUCUUAUCUCUCGAUAGCAGUACUCUUCUCAAAUCACUCACUUUUGCAGCCAAGGUACAAGUCCAUUCACUAUCUUGUUGUGAUGUGCAAAGCAACAGGAUUGCUAGGUAUUGAAGGCAAAAUGCCAAGGAAGUGCUCAUUCUUGAAAUUUUGACACUAAAAGGGCUCAGACAUGAAGUUUUUUCGAGAGAAAAACAGUCAUUAAUGUUCUUCUUGCCUGCUUGGUGUUUCAUAUAGGCUAUCAAUGUAUAUCAUCUUGGCAACAGAUCUAGCUGGCAGUAUUUAUAACAUUUUGCUCUGUAUGCUAGCCUCGGACUGAUUCCUAGUGCUGUUAGUUCUAGCAACCUGCUUUAAGUAAGUUGCUAGUAUUGGAUACCUUUAAGGCAAUAUAAUUAAUAGUUGGAAACUAAGAAUCUGGCACCCUUAUUAUCAGUUGAGUUAUGAGCUCUGAGGAUCUGUUGAGAAGGAAGUUUUUGAAUUCUUGCACUGAAUCUUUAACCAUUACAUAGUUCACCUUCUAUCAUUAAAGAUUGCUCCUCAUAGACUGACUGGUUCAACCACCGAUCAUCUCAAGCUACCAUCUUUAGCAUCUCUUUAUAAGAUCUGUCAAGUGUCAUCUUCAGAGGACCACAGAAUCGUUUCUUUAUUUGCUGUUGGAAUGGCUGGUUAUGCAUCUUGAUGUUAUGUUAGCACCCAUUUCUCUCAGUCAUUCUCAGCAAAAUUUUGUGUAAAAAGAAUAGGAUGACAAGUGCCAUUUCAUUCCUUUGUGAGGUCCCCCUCACAAAUCCCAAUCUAAAGAAUCAUGAUUUCCUCCAAACCCAUUUUUGUUUUACCCCAAAUCCCCAAUGCUAAUCAAUUUUUCACCAACUUUUGCUGUGUGCCCUCUUUCCCUUUUAACACUUUAGAUUUUUUGCAUUGAGAGCUCUUCUGAUAUCAAGCGCAUUGAAAUCAAAAGAUAUGUAUGGGACUCUGUUUAUGAUAAGGACAGUCCCUUUGGCAUCUUGCUUUUUAGAAAGGCUCUCUCUCUCAACAGGGAAUGCUACUUCCCCUUCUUUCCCAUCCAGCUUUCUUUGUUCCCUCCUGAUCUUCUUUUGUUUCUUUCAUGGCAGUCAUUUGAUUGUGGUCUCGGCUCGGCUGCCACUUUCCGUUGGUGCCCUCUGGCUACUACUGAAUGUUAUCUCUAUCUGUUUUUGUUCUUUACAUGGUACCACAGCAACUUGAUCAGCUGCUCCAAUUAGGGAGGUUGGCAAUGGUGUAGCUCGGUUCAUAUGCAGAUCGAAUCGGUAUAAACACAGGCCUGGUUCGAGGGUGCAUUCGCUCCGAUUCAGAACCUGAAUUGCUAAAACUAGGAAAUAACUUGAAAAGUUGGCUCAGGGUUCCACUAGGCCAGUUAAUAGCCAUUACAUACUUUAAUUACUUUGAUUAGGAUAUGUCUUUGUUGCUGUUGGCCAUUACUCAGCAGCAAUCAAAAUGUUUCAGAAUAUUUUAAUACAGCUGUUUUGUGCUUCACCAAUACUCUCUCUCUCUUUUCCUUCCACCACCAACUCUCUUCUUCCCAGCUGAAAAUGGAGUCAAAAAGCCAGUAUGCUUUUAACAGCAUCUCCCCAUUUCUAUACCAUUUGUCCUGAGCCCACAAGAAGCUUUCAUAGCAGCAAAUGAAAUUGUGAACCAGCUGGUUCCCAAGUUGGCUUUCAUGAACAACUUUCCUUUGGGAAUCAAUUUUAAACUGGUGCCCCCUUUUUUCCUUUCUUCUUCUUCUUCUUCUCCUUCUUCUUCAAGAGUCAAGUAAUUAGGGAUAAACAAAAUGACUAAUAAGUCAAAUUCGGUGACCAACGUACCAACGAGGCUCGUAAGUACUAGUCUGACACCAUCGAUCGCAACCUCUGAAUCGAGGUCGUGUAACGACUUCGAGGCAAUGUCACUCGCUUUCAUUGAGUGGCUUAGAUCGUCUGUAAACGGGGCUGAUACCGAUACGACGAUAUCAACUCGUACAUACAACUCCUGUCAGUAUGCUGUAAUGCUGACCAAAACCCAUGUUAAAAGAACUUUGGUUUGAUGAAUGUUCCUGCAUCUGUAUAAGUGUGCAAUGCCAAUCUUCGAGGCCAUACGAGUAUAAAACUACACAUUCUCUCAUCCACUCCAUAAAAAAAAGGUACAUCAUGAAGACAGAAUCUUGGUCUAGGGUUUUGCAACUGUCUUUUUGUAUAAAUUAAGGAGCUUUAUAUAUCCCCACUUGGUUAAUUACUAUACGUUUUCUUUGGUCCAAAUUCCACGCUUCCUUCCUAUUAUAUGGCUAUGGUGGUGGCUUUCUUUGAAAUUGUGGAGCAGAGCGGCCGGUGUGUCUGAUUCUUUUUGGCGCUACUCUGCCAUUUGCAUUGCACCCUCUGAUUACCGGAUUCCCAUGAUUAAUCUAAGUAGGUUAAUUCAUCUUUGUGGUUAGGCGGCGCCUUUUUGCAUUAACAUAAUCACAUUUUGGAUGUUAUGCUCAAAUAGUCAACAAGUUUACAUUUGCACCGCAUUUUUGUCUUUGGAAGAAUAAAAUUCGUUUCGUCUA